Molecule: messenger RNA, 150 nt
Organism: Kogia breviceps (pygmy sperm whale)
Lineage: Eukaryota; Metazoa; Chordata; Mammalia; Artiodactyla; Physeteridae
Product: putative ribosomal protein eL39-like 5
Biological process (GO): translation
Cellular component (GO): ribosome; cytosolic large ribosomal subunit
Molecular function (GO): structural constituent of ribosome
Source: RefSeq, a predicted model, not a curated record
AUGUCUUCUCACAAGGCUUUCAGGAUCAAGCAGUUCCUGGCCAAGAAACAAAAGCAGAACCGUCCCAUUCCCCAAUGGAUUCGAAUGAAAACUGGUAAUAAAAUGAGGUAUGACUCCAAGAGAAGACAUUGGUGAAGAACCGAGCUGGGU